GAGCCGCCGUGCCCCGGAAGCAGUUCUUUGGCCCUGUGACACGUAGCAACGGGUCCAGUUCAGGGUCUAAAACUGAAUUUGGGGGUUAUUUGGGGCUGCUGGAGCUACUGCCGCCACCGCCUCCGCGUUUGAUCGUUUGCAAUGUCAGGCUUUGAUAACUUAAACACGGAUUUCUACCAGACAAGUUACAGCAUCGAUGACCAGUCACAGCAGUCCUAUGAUUAUGGAGGAAGUGGAGGACCCUAUAGCAAACAGUAUGCUGGCUAUGACUACUCGCAGCAAGGCCGAUUUGUCCCUCCAGACAUGAUGCAGCCACAGCAGCCAUACACCGGGCAGAUUUUCCAUCCAACUCAGACGUACACUCCAACCACAUCUCAGCCAUUCUAUGGAAACAACUUUGAGGAUGAGCCACCUUUAUUAGAAGAAUUAGGUAUCAAUUUUGACCACAUCUGGCAAAAAACACUAACAGUGUUACAUCCAUUAAAAGUAGCAGAUGGCAGCAUCAUGAAUGAGACUGAUUUGGCAGGACCAAUGGUGUUUUGCCUUGCCUUUGGAGCCACCUUGUUACUGGCUGGCAAAAUCCAGUUUGGCUAUGUAUAUGGGAUCAGUGCAAUUGGAUGUCUAGGAAUGUUUUGUUUAUUAAACUUAAUGAGUAUGACAGGUGUUUCAUUUGGUUGUGUGGCAAGUGUCCUUGGAUAUUGUCUUCUUCCCAUGAUCCUACUCUCCAGCUUUGCAGUGAUAUUUUCUUUGCAAGGCAUGGUAGGAAUCAUUCUCACUGCUGGAAUCAUUGGAUGGUGUAGCUUUUCUGCUUCCAAAAUUUUUAUUUCUGCAUUAGCCAUGGAAGGACAGCAACUUCUAGUAGCAUAUCCUUGUGCUUUGCUAUACGGAGUCUUUGCCCUAAUUUCUGUUUUUUGAACUGAAUUUAUCUGGGAUGUGGACAUCGUUGGGCAAAAUACACAAAAAGGACUCUGAACUCUUAAAUUGGACCAAGAAACUGCUACAGUGCAACUCUCAUGCAGAUCCAAUGUUCGACUGUUGGAGCAGUGGAAGUAAACGUGUAUCUGUUGUUCAUUUUUAUGGAACUUUUGAAUACUCUCUUGGAUUUACCUGCAAUAUGACUAGCUUUAAGUGUUUGUGCUUAUACAAAUAAGAAGUGCUAUUUCUUUCCUGUUCCUGCAGCCUUUGGAAAACAACUUUUCUCCAUGCAAAUUACAUUAGGGUGUUUUUGAUAGAUUUUUGUCAACUGUGGAAAACUAAUCACAGAGCUGAUAAUCUUUCUUAAAAACAACCCACUCAUAGUGAAGAAGACACAAGACGUACUACAGAAAUACUUUUUCAAGGAAUUAGGAAAGAAAAAUUCCCUGUAUUCUCGAGGCAGAUGUGCUUGAAGCAAAAAAGUGAGCCCAACCUAGAGUUUUAUGAGUUUGCACUUCAAAAAUUUGACAUUCCGUAAAUUAUCUCGUGAAAUUUUUGCUAAAAUUCGUCGAUUCAAGAAGUUCCCAGUCUACCUUAUUGUAGACGUGAAAUGUGAACAUCUGUUUAGAUAUUAGCAUUAACUAAACCAUAGUGACCGAGGUAGGCCACAUUAAUGUUCAUAGUUGGGUCUCCAUGUUUCCCAGGCAAAAAGAAAAUCACUAACCUUUUUUUGAGAAAAAUAUUUAAAAUGUCACAAUUUCAAUAUUGCAGUUAUCAAUGUAAAGUGCAUUUGCUGCUUAUUAAUUAAAAUUUUCCCAAUUCA
Messenger RNA from Equus quagga, 1738 nucleotides. RefSeq names its product Yip1 domain family member 5 (gene YIPF5). Gene Ontology annotation, cellular component: trans-Golgi network; membrane. Lineage: Eukaryota; Metazoa; Chordata; Mammalia; Perissodactyla; Equidae. The transcript has 6 exons. The record is from RefSeq and is a predicted model, not a curated record. Gene Ontology annotation, biological process: vesicle fusion with Golgi apparatus; endoplasmic reticulum to Golgi vesicle-mediated transport; regulation of ER to Golgi vesicle-mediated transport. Bases 142 to 915 code for a protein of 257 amino acids.